This is a messenger RNA of Insectozyma verbasci, 1632 nucleotides long. NCBI's taxonomy places the organism in Eukaryota, Fungi, Ascomycota, Pichiomycetes, Serinales, Debaryomycetaceae. The record is from the annotation of a GenBank genome assembly.
AUGUUUAUCUUCUUUUUAUUACCAUUCACUUUUGGCUACAUUAGAAAUUUAACUUGGAAUGAUAUAAAUUUCAUUCAUACUACAGAUACUCAUGGUUGGUAUUCUGGUCAUUUAAAUCAAAAACAAUAUAAUGCAAAUUGGGGUGAUUUUAUUUCAUUUACUCAUCAUUUAAAAAAUAAAGCCCAUUUUCAAAAUCAAGAUUUUUUAUUAAUUGAUAGUGGUGAUAGGCAUGAUGGUAAUGGAUUAUCAGAUAUAACUCAACCAAACGGAUUAUAUUCAACUCCAAUUUUUAUAAAACAAGAUUAUGAUUUAUUAACAAUUGGAAACCAUGAAUUAUAUUUAUUUGAAAAUUCAAAACAAGAAUUUGAAACAGUUGCUACUCAUUUUAAAGAUAAAUAUAUUACUUCAAAUGUUGAAUUUUGGGAUGGUGAUGAAUACGUUCCAUUUGGACAAAAAUAUAAAUAUUUUAGGUUACCUAAAACUGGUAAAAAUGUUUUGGCAUUUGGUUUUUUAUUUGAUUUUAAAAGGUUUGAUAAUGGUACUAGGGUUAUACCAAUGUUGAAAGUAGCCGAAGAACAAUGGUUUAAAGAUGUAUUGGUGAAAUAUCAAGAUAAAGUGGAUUUAAUUAUUGUUGUAGGACAUACACCUAUUUCGCACGAAUGGCCCGAGUUUUAUCAAUUACAUCAUGUAUUGAGAAAGUACUAUCCAAAUACAAUUGUUCAAUAUUUUGGAGGUCAUUCACAUAUUAGAGAUUUUACGAUAUUUGAUGAUAGAUCAACUGGUUUACAAAGUGGUAGAUAUUGUGAAACUGCUGGAUGGAUAAGUAUAAAUACAACUGGUGAAACAGUAUAUGACAGAUUUGCAAGAAGUUAUAUAGAUUUCAAUUUAGAUUCAUUCAAACAUCAUACCACUAAGGAUUUUGAUACUGAAAAGGGUCUAGCGGUGUCAAUAUUGAUUAAAGAUACAAGAAAGUAUUUAAAUUUGAAUAAACCAAUAGGGUAUGUUAAAAGUAAUUAUUAUGUUGAUUAUGUUCCAAUAGAUAGUCCUAAAAACAUUUUUAAUCUAUUAUCCAACAAGGUUCUAAAAACUUUACCUGGUGAUGAUGAAGAAAGGAUAAUUAUUAUAAAUACCGGUUCUAUCAGAUAUGAUUUAUACAAAGGUCCGUAUACAAUUGAUUCCCAAUAUAUUGUAUCACCAUUUGAAAAUGAAUGGGUAAAUAUAACAAUUCCAAAAUCAGUUGCAGUUAAAGUAGCUCAAAAAUUGAAUGAAGCUAAAUAUAUAAUGUUAUCACCCCCACAACAAUGGCUCAAGAAACCCAGUUUUGAAAAGAGACAAGUUGUAUUAUCUAAAGGAUUAUCAAAGGGGUAUGUUACACAUGAUGAUUUUGGAAGUGAUGGUGAUGAUACUCCACAUAAAGCAGUUAUUAAUUUCCCAAUCCCAAAUGUGAUUGAAAGUAUAGAAUUAGAAAAUGAACUGGAUGUUCCUGUUAAUUUAGUAUUUUAUGAUUUUAUAACUCCAAAUAUUUUAUGGGCACUAAAAGAGUUAGAUUAUCAAAUUGAAUCAUCGCCAUCAUCUUAUUCUCACAUAUAUUUAGGUGAAUUAUUAAAUAACUACAUAUCAAAACUUCAAUAG